This is a messenger RNA of Cotesia glomerata, 3030 nucleotides long. RefSeq lists its product as uncharacterized. The coding region runs from base 1 to 3030 and encodes 1009 amino acids. The transcript has 3 exons. Gene Ontology annotation, biological process: telomere maintenance; DNA repair. Lineage: Eukaryota; Metazoa; Arthropoda; Insecta; Hymenoptera; Braconidae. The record is from RefSeq and is a predicted model, not a curated record. Gene Ontology annotation, molecular function: DNA helicase activity.
AUGACGUCAUUUGGGGCAACUAAAAUUUGCGAUCGUGCAUCCGAUGGACGUAAUUUUGAAACUACAUUCAAAAUUCAAGGCCAGGUGUACCAUAAAAUCGGAUCACUGAUGCCAAUGCCUGAUAACAAUCCGAAAUUUCUUCAAAUUUAUUUUAUGGGCGAUUGUGAAGAGCGCGUGACGACUCGGUGCCUGUAUAAUUUUAUUGAACAAGCAGAGGAAAGAGCAAUUGUGAUAUUAUUGGAAAAUUUUUUAGAAGAUCACAAUCAACUAAUUCAAUUGAUCAAAAGAGUUUCGCCACGACUGCAAAAUGACAAUUAUCAAAUCGUCAUAAAAGCCGACAAAGUACCAUUAGGUGAACAUGCUGGUAGAUUCAACGCUCCAACAGUUGAUGAGGUUGCUGUUAUCAUGGUUGGUGAUCCAGUUGACAAAAGAUCUAUAAAAAUUACACGGCGAGACAACACUGUCAGUACGAUUUCGGAUCUACACCGUUUAUAUGACGCACUACAAUAUCCAUUGAUAUUUUGGCAAGGACAAGAUGAAUAUCACCUUAAUAUCAAACAGUAUGAUCCAAAUACCGGUAAAUUUGACAAUUAUCUAUUUACUUUCUUACUAAAUAAUAAAGUUAGCUCAAUAAUGAACUACUACGCACACCGAAUAAUGGUUAGACAACAUCAAGACAAUUAUAUCCUUCGAUAUCGUCAGCUGUUCCAUCAAUACAUUGUUGAUAUGUAUGCUAAGGUCGAAAGCGAACGCUUGCGAUUCCUUCGAUUCAACCAGGCAAAACUACGAUCGGAAGAAUAUAUUCACUUACGAGAUGCUGUUGCUGGAAACAUCGAUGGAAAUUUAAAUCCCAAUGACAUCGGUAAUGCUUUCAUUUUACCUUCAAGCUACAUCGGCAGUCCACGGAACAUGCAGGAAUACAUACAAGAUGCGAUGACUUACGUACGUCAUUACGGCCGACCGGAUUUAUUUAUUACAUUCACAUGUAAUCCGAAUUGGGAAGAGAUACAAACUUUACUAUUGCCAGGACAACAAGCCAUUCAUCGUCAUGAUUUAAUUGCACAGUGGCAAAAGCGAGGUUUGCCUCAUGCCCACAUUUUGGUUUGGCUUAAAGAUAAAAUCCGUCCUGAAGAAAUCGAUCAAAUAAUUUCAGCCGAAAUUCCAGACCCAUUAAUUGAUCAAGAAUUAUUUGAUAUUGUCACCAAACACAUGAUCCAUGGGCCAUGCGGUGCUUUCAACAUGACGUCACCGUGCAUGGAAAAUGGAAAAUGUAAAAAAAACUUCCCAAAGCCACAUACGAAUGACACGAUCACGGAUAUUGAUGGUUAUCCAAUGUAUCGCCGCAGAAGUACUGAGAAUGGUGGCCACACAUUUACAAUGCGACUGCCGAACUUUCCAAAUCAAGUUGAGUUUGAUAAUCAGUGGGUGGUACCAUACUCACCACUACUUUCAAAAACUUACAAAGCUCAUAUCAAUGUUGAGCUUUGCAGUUCUGUUAAAUCAAUUAAGUAUAUUUGUAAAUAUGUAAACAAAGGCAGUGAUUUGGCCAUAUUUGAAGUACAAAACAUAAAUAAAAAUGACGAAAUAGCACGAUACCAAAUGGGCAGAUACAUUAGCAGCAAUGAAGCUAUUUGGCAUAUUCUCAGCUUUCCCAUCCACGAAAGAGAUCCUGCUGUCCAACAUCUGGCAAUACAUCUUGAAAACGGUCAACGUGUAUACUUCACUGAAGAAAACGUUCUCCAAAGAGCAUUCGAAGCUCCGAAAACGACUCUAACUGAAUUUUUUACAUUGUGUCAAAAACCUGAUGUUUUUGGCCAAUUCGCGAAGACAUUGGUGUAUGGUGAUGUUCCACGUUAUUUCACAUGGAACAAAUCCAGUAAAAAAUGGGAGCCACGGAAACAAGGAAAACCACAUCCUUCCAUUACGGGCAUAUUCAAAGCUAAGACAUUGGGGAGACUUUACACGGUACAUCCAAAGCAACGUGAGUGCUUCUAUUUACGUUUGUUAUUGGUGAAUGUUCCCGGACCAACGUCUUUUGAAUUUUUACGAACAGUUAAUGGUCGAGUAUUCAAUACAUACCAGGAUGCAUGUCGUGAACUGCAAUUGCUAGAAGACGAUAACCAUUUAGACUUAACACUUGCUGAUGCUGCGUUGACAUCAACACCGAAUAACAUUCGUCAGUUGUUUGCAAUUAUUUUGACGACAUGUUAUCCCUCGCAAGCACAAACUUUGUGGGAAAAAUAUAAAAAUUGUAUGACAGAAGACAUCUUGCACCGAAUUAGACAAACAAAUCAAUGCCAAAACAUAGAUUAUACACCAGAGAUGUACAAUGAAGCAUUGGUCUUGAUCGAGGAUUUAUGUGUUCUUAUUUUAAAUUUACCACUUAAUCAUUAUGGUAUGCCAUCACCUAAUCGUCCACCCACCGACUUAGUCAAUACCGAUUUACAACGAGAAAAUCAAUAUGACCAUGGAAGUUUAGCAACAAUUAUCAUGAACAGUGAACCAUUACUGACAGCAGAACAAAAAAUUAUUUAUGAUCGGAUUAUGCUGGCUGUUGCUGCUGAACAAGGCGGUUUUUUUUUCUUGGAUGCACCCGGUGAAACCGGUAAGACAUUUUUAAUAUCGUUGAUUCUUGCCAAAAUACGGUCGCAACAAAAAAUCGCAUUAGCAGUAGCAUCGUCAGGCAUUGCGGCUACUUUACUGGAUGGUGGGCGAACAGCACAUUCAACAUUCAAGCUGCCAUUGGACGUUCAUAAUAAACCAGAUGCAAUGUGUAACAUCAAAAAGAAUAGUGGAAUAGCUGCAGUGUUGCGGAAGAGUUCUAUAAUAAUUUGGGAUGAGUGCACAAUGGCACACAAAUAUUCACUUGAAGCAUUAAACAGAACUAUGCAAGAUUUAAACAGCAAUAAUAAACUUUUCGGUGGUGCUAUCUUACUUUUGUCUGGUGACUUCCGGCAGACCUUACCGGUUAUACCUCGCUCUACUUUCGCGGAUGAGAUUAAUGCAUGUUUGAAACAAUCAUUCUUAUAG